Salvelinus sp. IW2-2015 is the source of this 605-nucleotide messenger RNA. NCBI's taxonomy places the organism in Eukaryota, Metazoa, Chordata, Actinopteri, Salmoniformes, Salmonidae. The record is from RefSeq and is a predicted model, not a curated record.
AUGGCACACAGCAAGGCCCUUGCCAAGAGGCCGUGGAGGAGGGGAGAGGAAGGAGGAGAGGAGAGAGAGAGAGUGCAACUCUUCAACUGGCAGACUACUGACUCUCAUUACAGAGCCCUUCUUCCACAGUAUGAAUCUCUCCUGUUGGAGCCAGACCCAAUCCCAGUCUACGCUCUCAAGCUGCUGGUGGCCCUCACAGAACACAGCAGCCCCGUCAACAGCCUGGUCAGAGACAGCAGGAUCCUACCUGUUGUCUUUCAACUCAUGGCGGAGCACCAGGACAAUAUCCUGGGUGGAACCAUGCAGAAGGCCAUGGCUCUCCUCAGCAACCUGACUGGACAGAAAGACGUGGACCUACAACCCUUCUACCAACAAGGUCUGGUGGAGGUGGUCUGCAGUGUCUUCAGCAAGGCAGCCAUCCUGUAGUGGAGAGAGAGGAGAGGCCUGGGAGGAAGAGUAGCCAUGAUCUCCUGUUGUCUCUACUGGACACUCUGCACAAUGUACUGACCAGCACAUCCAGAGUGGUGCGCAUUGCACUCCAGGGAGCUGAGUCCCCAGGGAGAGACCAGGCUGCAGAGGAACUCCUGCUCAUCAACAAACCUCUG